Messenger RNA from Trichomycterus rosablanca, 2125 nucleotides. RefSeq names its product enolase 4 (gene eno4). Gene Ontology annotation, molecular function: magnesium ion binding; phosphopyruvate hydratase activity. Lineage: Eukaryota; Metazoa; Chordata; Actinopteri; Siluriformes; Trichomycteridae. The record is from RefSeq and is a predicted model, not a curated record. Gene Ontology annotation, biological process: glycolytic process. Gene Ontology annotation, cellular component: phosphopyruvate hydratase complex. The coding region runs from base 60 to 1796 and encodes 578 amino acids. The transcript has 13 exons.
AUGUAAACAAAACGCGUUAACAGUGAGCGGUGUUGAUUGAAGUGAUUAAAAGCAGUAAAAUGUCUUUCAGAGGGUUUUUAAACGCUAAAAACAGGAUUUCCAAAGAGGACAAAGAGUUUAACGAGUUAAAGAAUAAAGCAGCGGAGUAUUACAGAGCUAACGGAGUACCUCAGAGACUAGAAGAUGUUCUAAGUGAGAUGUUCAUGGUGAAGCCACGUGACAUUUAUGGAUACCUGGCGAACUACUUUUCAAGGUUGGCACACACACCCACGAUCAGCGCAGUGGUCGGCAGAGAGGUGUAUGACAGCAGAGGGGAGGUAGCGCUGCAAGUGGAUGUGUACUGCAUCAUCAGGAAUGAAGAGAAGCUGGUCUGCAGUGCAGUGGUUAACAGUGGGAAUGAAGAUGUCAUGGACUCAGGGAAUGCAGUUGCCAAUGGUAACCAUCGUCAAGCAUCUGUGGCAGUGGCACUGGAAUGGAUCAGAGAGCACCUGAGCCCCAUGCUGCAUGGCGUUAACCCCGGCCUCCAAACCCACCUGGACAAAUUGCUCAGCGAUUUCUAUAUGGCCCGAUACCUUGAGGACCAGGAUGCUCGUAACCAGGAGAUACAGAUUAAAGAAGAGGGGAGGACCGAGUCGGUACCCGAGGACGUUCCGCCUUCUGUUCAAGCGCAAAGCAAAGACAAAAAGGGAGGAGAAAAAGGAAAGAAAGAAAGCGCCCCAGAGAAACCACUCCCUCCUCCGGAGCUGCCAGCGCCUGUGUUGCCGGGGGCAGUGGCAGUGGCUGCCGUGUCCCUCGCAGUAGCCAAGACUGCAGCCGCCCUCACAGCAGCGCCCCUCUACAAGCACAUCAUUACUCUCAGAGACCCACAGGCUCUGAGUUCAGUCCUCAUGCCUACAGCACUGGUCACAGUGUUCAGCUGUGGAAAAACAUCAGCGGGAAAACUCAACUUGCUGGAGGAGGUCAUCCUGCUGCCCACUGUGGCACGUACCACCAGACAGAUCGUUCAGAUGGGUCUUGAUCUUCAGAGAGAGGUCAGAAGAAUCGCUUCUACAGCUGCUGGGAAAUCCGGGCCUGCAGUGGCGGGUGUGUCAGAUACGGGGGCUCUUCAGCUGGGAUUUGACCGUCCCGAACAGGCUCUGGAUUUGCUGAUGGAAGCCUGCACCAACUUAGAUCUGCCAAUCGGCACAGACCUCCGGCUGCUGCUAAACCUCGCUGCUCACACACUCAUGGACUACCCCAAGGGGAAGUACGAGGUGAUGUCGGGGACCCUGAAGUCUCCAGACGAGCUGGUGGAUAUGCUGGUGGGGCUGGUUAAUAAAUACCCAGCCAUCGUCGGCCUCAUCGACCCCUUAAGAAAAGAGGACGUGGAUCAGUGGCAGACGCUGAGCUCUCUCCUCGGCCAGACCUGCGUUCUGAUCGCAGACGCCUCACACAGUCCUCACCAACAGUGGCAGGAGGCCAGGCCGCCACCCCCCAGUGUCACGUGGGUCACUCUCGGGCAGCGCAGUGAGAUGACCCUCACAGAUCUCCUCCAUGCCGUCAGAGAACGAACAGAUGUUGAGACCAUUCUAGCACUGAGCAGUGAAGACAUGGGUGAUGUCUCCAUGGUGGACGUGGCUGUAGGUCUGGGCGUCUCAUACAUUAAGCUGGGUGGACUCGACGGCUGUGAAAGGAUGAAUAAGUACAAUCGUCUGCAGAACAUAGAGCGGGAGCUGCAGGAACAGGGCAUUCUGGCGCGGACGAGGGAGGUGAAGCUGCCGUGUGUGAUCAAACCGGAGGAGUUAACAGAACACUGACGGAUCAGACGGCUUGUGUUCCAUCACGCUCCGGUCCCACAAGACAGAAACGACGCCGCUGUUGAAUCCUCAAUUCCGAUUGGCCGGAACGUGCCGAUUCAUUUCGCUCCCUGCAAGGCAAAUCGGAACAGAAACACAGUCAGUACAUACACGUUCAUACGUCCAGUCGGUGGGUAGCACUGUCGCCUCAUAGCGAGAACAUCCCGGGUUCGAUUUCCUGUGUUCCCUGAGUUUGCAUGUUCUUCCCAGGACUACCUGUCCUGUCAUGAAUGGAACCAAAGUGUAAAACAUCACCUUCAUAUCCUAAUAAAUAUAAAUAUAUAAAUAAA